AUGUCAAGUAUUUGUCUUGGGACCCUGUCUCCACCGGUUGAUAAAAAAUCACAGAAAGGGGUGAAACCCCAAGAAGGAUCUCGAAAAAACAAUGUUUUGGAUCGUAAAUUAGUUGUUGAAACUCCAUAUGUAAAAGAUGUUCUUAAAUAUCAUGCUACUUAUCAUCAAGAUACAUCGCUGCGAAAUUUUAAGAAUACUGUCUUGGGUUAUGUUACUCCAUGGAACAGUAGAGGAUAUGAUGUAGCAAAAACAUGGGCUUCCAAGUUUAACUAUGUCUCUCCAGUCUGGCUGCAAGUAAAGCGGCAAAGCCCUAAUAUUUAUAUUAUUUCUGGAUUACAUGAUGUGGAUAAUGCAUGGAUGAAAUCAGUGAAACAAAAAGGCUUGGCAAAUAAUUUAAGAAUUGUGCCAAGGCUGCUAUUUGAAAAUUGGCAGCCAGCUGACUUGAAAGCAUUCUUCAUGGAGCCAACAUCUAUGACAGAACAAAAGGCAUUAAUUGAAGAAGUAAAGAAAGCUUGCAAGUUGUGGAAAUUUAAUGGGAUCGUUUUAGAGAUUCUAUCCCAAAUCGGAAAGUAUAUAGAUAAGUCAGUCAAGUUUGUUCAACAAUUCGGUUUGGAAAUGACUGAAGAUGAUCUUAGUUUAAUUCUAGUCUACCCUCCCUUUAGAGGUUAUCCAAGUGAUGAAUUUUUUAUUCAAGCUUUCAAUGAAAUUUAUCCCUAUGUUGACGCAGUUUCUGUUAUGACAUAUGAUUUUUCAAAUCCACAGAAACCUGGCCCUAAUGCACCACUAUAUUGGAUUAGAUUAUGCAUGGAAAAGUUAAUAGACAAUGAAGAAAAUCCCACAAAAAGAUCGAAAAUCCUAUUAGGCUUGAAUUUCUAUGGUAACUCUUAUACUGCUAAUGGAGGAGGCCCCAUUGUAGGGAUGGAAUACAUUGAAUUACUGAAAAAUGCUAAAGCAAAUCAAGUUUUAUCAUAUAACAACAAUACUGCUGAAAAUUAUGUUGAAAUUAGGACAUCACAGGGUACAAAGAAGAUAUUUUUCCCCACAUUAUACUCUAUUCAGAAGAGACUGGACCUAGCGCGGGAGUAUGGGACAGGAGUUGCCAUAUGGGAACUAGGACAAGGCUUAGAUUACUUUUAUGAUUUACUU
Molecule: messenger RNA, 1146 nt
Organism: Brenthis ino (lesser marbled fritillary)
Lineage: Eukaryota; Metazoa; Arthropoda; Insecta; Lepidoptera; Nymphalidae
Source: the annotation of a GenBank genome assembly